CCUCCGAGCUCCCGGAGCGCGCCUUGCGCCCAGGGCUGGGCGGCAGGUGCUUUGCCGCGCAGACUCCCCGGCCGCGGGGACCGGCUUGGGUUUGGCCGGCUCCGGCGGGUGGGAACGCGGUGCGGGUUGCCCACCGGCCACACUGGCUGCCUGGUGCUCCGCGAGGGGCGUGUGCCUGAGCCGCGCAUCCGCGGGCUCCAUGUUCACCGAACUGCGGUCAAAGCUGAGCCCGCCGCGAGCUCGCGCCGGGGCUGUGCGUACAGGCUUCGGGGAGCGCCCGGAUGUGGACGGUGAGCUGGGAUGGACCCAGGCGCAGGAAUAUCCCUCUGCCCAUUUCAGCUUCUGCCAGACCCUCCUAGAGCACACAGUAUCAGCUGAGAACAUACCCUGCCACCUGCCUCGGACACCAGGCACCAGCCUCACGUGGCAUGACUCCCGCAGCCAGAGGGCAUCCAGCAGCAGGCCAAUCAAGCUCCUUCAACAGCCGGGCUCAGAGGCCCCCCAGGCCCGACUGUACUCUGAUCACUAUGGCUUGUACCAUACAAGUCCUUCGCUGGGUGGCCUGACAAGGCCGGUGGUCUUGUGGAGCCAACAAGACGUUUGCAAGUGGCUCAAGAAGCAUUGUCCUCACAACUACCUCGUCUACGUCGAGGCCUUCUCCCAGCAUGCCAUCACUGGCCGAGCUCUGCUUCGACUAAAUGCAGAUAAGCUGCAGAGAAUGGGGUUGACCCAAGAGGCUCAGAGGCAGGAGGUGCUGCAGCAGGUGCUUCACCUGCAGGUUCGUGAGGAGGGGCGGAGCCUGCAGCUGCUCAGCCAAGCUUCCUUCGGAAACAUGUCCUAGCUGCUGCCUAUAUUUGGACCCCAGACCCCAACACUGUGACCAGAGCCCACAGCCAAGAAUGAGUCAGAACUAGCCCUACAGCCGCUUUGGAUCCUGCAGGAUAUCCUAGUGGCUAAACCUAUCCCAGUGAUCAGGGAGGAACAAGACUUACACCUCCCGGUGUCUCUGGAGAGGCACUACAGGCUCUGCCCUGUCACUUGGUGGGUGGUUGCUGCCUGCUCAUAGGCCCUUCUUCUGAGAUCCAAGCCCAGGUCCAUCCCCUGGUGCUGCUGGCAGCAAACAGGGUAGCUGCCUGGAACUAGAGUGGGGUUUGAAUGUCCCAGACUCCCAGGGAGUCUGUUUAUUUAUGCUCCCUCCAACAUGUGACCAUCUCCCAUCUGAGUGGUGAGUCUUCCCCUUAAGUCUUAGUUCUAUGUCUUUCCCAGGUACCCCCAGAUCAGCCACACAGUGGGACAAGCUGUCUUGGCUCUCUUUCAAGUGUAUCUGUCCCCUAGCUCUCCCAGAGUACAGCAGGCCCAAUCUGCUGUCCAUACUAGUGGUGAUCAAUUCAGCUAGGCAUCAUGCCAUGUGCUUCACUCAAUAAUUAUGAAACUUCAGCAUACCCUACCCACUCAUUAGAAGUGAAAUUGAGAGGGGUCCAAGAUGCUCAAGCUGCAAAGCCAGUAUAUGGCACAGAUUCCAGUGCUGUAUAGGUGACUCUAUGCACAGCUCACCAGUUCAGCAAUGUUCUCAAUCUUACCUUUGAAGAAGUCAUGCUUUUAAACAGCUUCCCUAUUCCCUGGCUUUAGAGACCAUAUUGAAGAAUGUCUGCCUGCCUUUCUGUCUGUCUGUCUGUCUGUCUGUAAGAGUGUAUGUGUGUCCACCUCUGUGGCUUUCCCAAGAAAACCUGUUCUCAACCGAGAAAGUCAUGUAGGGCAGUUCUUUCAUAUGUCACUAGAUACCUGGACAGCCCCUCCUUGGUUAUUUGGGGGUUGUUGCUGCCAGAAGGAGAACAAUGAGGAUGACCCUGGCAUCUCACUCUCACUCUGCUCUCUACCAACUUUCCCAGGGACUCUAAAAUCUCAGGGACAGUUGAGGCUCAGCCUCCAGUCCCCUCUGUGUGCCAAGAGCUGGCCUCAAUUCAAGGUUGCUCAUUACAGUUAAUUUGGGCCAUUGGCCUGGCAUCUUCCAUCCUGUAUGCCCUCCAUCCAUGGAAGGGCUCCCUUAUUGUGUUUGCCUGCCUCUAGAAUCCCCCAGUCCUGGUACCUGCAACCAAAAGAAGGCCCUCUCUGCCCCUUCUCUCUCUGUCUUUUCUUCCCUAUGCUCCUGUCCUGUCUUCCUUGGUUUUUGGUCACUUUUUUAUACUCGGACCAAAACAAAAAAUAAAAACAAAAUCAGAAAUAAAUCUGGUUCUCAAAUGCCAUCAGCGUUGGAUCUCUGGGGAGUAAAGAGCUGUCUAGGACAGUGCCUGCAGAUGAACCACUAGAGGGCAGAGGUGUUGUAUCCUGGGAAAGCUACUUGGUAACUCCAGGACAUCAGAACAAGAUGUCUCAAGUAAAAAAAUAAAAAAUAAAAAAAAUAAAA
Mastomys coucha (southern multimammate mouse) is the source of this 2404-nucleotide messenger RNA. RefSeq names its product sterile alpha motif domain containing 10 (gene Samd10). Gene Ontology annotation, biological process: cell surface receptor protein tyrosine kinase signaling pathway. The transcript is spliced from 5 exons. Gene Ontology annotation, cellular component: cytoplasmic side of plasma membrane. Lineage: Eukaryota; Metazoa; Chordata; Mammalia; Rodentia; Muridae. Gene Ontology annotation, molecular function: protein binding. The record is from RefSeq and is a predicted model, not a curated record. The coding region runs from base 200 to 841 and encodes 213 amino acids.